Messenger RNA from Macrobrachium nipponense, 2010 nucleotides. RefSeq names its product basic proline-rich protein-like. The record is from RefSeq and is a predicted model, not a curated record. Bases 1 to 2010 code for a protein of 669 amino acids. NCBI's taxonomy places the organism in Eukaryota, Metazoa, Arthropoda, Malacostraca, Decapoda, Palaemonidae. The transcript has 4 exons.
AUGACUGAUUCACAAGACAUACCCGUACGCCAUGAUCAGUGGACCUUUGUAGAAAUGCGGCGUGACUGCGAAUCCAAGGCGAAGAAACGCUGCACCAAGAAGGGGGGAACAUGUAAGUUGAAAUGCAAAAAGAAGGAGGAAGAAAUCCCAAAAGGGUACAAAGGCAAAUAUUGCAAGUGUUGCGUUAAGCAGACGAAGCCCGGGAAGUGCCCGAAGAAAUGCGCCAAGGGGAAAGGCAAAUGCGUGAAGAAAGAAAAGCAGUGCAAAGGAACGGUCGUCAAGGGCUGCAAGAAGUGUUUCUGUUGCAUUGAGGACAAACCUGAAUCACCAGUUACCACUCCAAAACCUAAACCACCAGUUACCACUCCAAAACCUAAACCACCAGUUACCACUCCAAAAGAAGAAAAUACUACUCCAAAAGAUGACAAUACCAGUAAAGCUGAGGAAACCACAAUCCCAAGUGAAUCAACAGAUGCAAGUAAUAAUAACACAGAUGGCGCAACACCGUCAGGCAAUAAUAAUGUGUCGUCGUCAGUACCCCCAGGAGGAAGCACACCCCCAGGAGGAAGCACACUUCCAGGAGGAAGUACACCCCCAGGAGGAAGCACACUUCCAGGAGGAAGUACACCUCCAGGAGGAAGCACACCCCCAGGAGGAAGCACACCUCCAGGAGGAAGCACACCUCCAGGAGGAAGCACACCCCCAGGAGGAAGCACACCCCCAGGUGGAAGCACACCCCCAGGAGGAAGCACACCCUCAGGAGGAAGCACACCUCCAGGAGGAAGCACACCCCCAGGUGGAAGCACACCUCCAGGAGGAAGCACACCCCCAGGUGGAAGCACACCUCCAGGCGGAAGCACACCUCCAGGAGGAAGUACUCCUGCACCUACAACAAAAGGAAGUAAUACUACUCCAUCAAGUGGUUCCAAAACAACAACAACUGCGUUGCAGACUCUCCAGGGUACUGUUAAUAGUGCUGGAAGACGAAGGAGAGCAAUUUUGACUCGAAGACGAAAGAGAGACACUUCAGCUCUCGACAAAGUAGCUUCUCAGUUGAAAGCAGCUAAUCAGUCGCUUACAGAAGAUAGCACAGAUUCCUUGAAUUCAAUAGCAUCAGAGAUAGAGAAAUCAGUUUCAGAGAUCUCAGCUCUUGAUGAGAACAUUAAAAAGGGAACUGUCAAUGCUACAGAGGAUUUGAAAACAUCUAUUACUUCAACACUGAAUGAAGCAAAUGAUUUACAAACCGCUGCUAAAAAGAAAGAAAAAGAGGUUGAUGAUGAAAUUAAUGCACUAAACUCAAAUAUCACAGAAAAUGGUGGGACUACACUCAAGCAAACUACUGUAAAAACAGAUACAGCUACAACUAAACCAGGAGAUACAAACAUCGGAGAAAGCACACCCGAUGGUGAGAAACCACCACCAGGAGGAAGCACACCCGAUGGUGAAAAACCACCAUCAGGAGGAAGCACACCCGAUGGUGAAAAACCACCAGGAGGAAGCACACCCGAUGGUGAAAAACCACCACCAGGAGGAAGCACACCCGAUGGUGAAAAAACCCCACCAGGAGGAAGCACACCCGAUGGUGAAAAACCACCACCAGGAGGAAGCACACCCGAUGGUGAAAAACCACCACCAGGAGGAAGCACACCCGAUGGUGAAAAACCACCACCAGGAGGAAGCACACCCGAUGGUGAAAAACCACCACCAGGAGGAAGUACACCCGACGGUGAAAAACCACCAACUGGAGAAAGUACACCUAAUGGUGAAAAGCCACCACCAGGAGGAAGCACACCGCCAGGAGGAAGCACACCACCAGGAGGAAGCACACCGCCAGGAGGAAGCACACCGCCAGGAGGAAGCACACCACCAGGAGGAAGCACACCGCCAGGAGGAAGCACAUCAUCAGGAGGAAGCACAACAUCAGGAGGAAGCAGCUCAACAACCAAAGGAGGCUCAACAUCCCAAAGUAGCUCAACAACUGGAAGCACCUCAACUAGCACCACUACUUAG